AUGAGUCCCGACAAUCAAAGCUACUACCACUCAGUAGCUACUUCCUGCCUCGUCAUCCUUCUCGAUUCUGACCUCUCGCCGCCCCGCGCUUUUAGGAAGUUCGGCAAGCAGAUACAGAAGCGCCAGCUCGAGGUUCCCGAGUAUGCGGCAAGCUUUGUCAACUACAAGGCUCUGAAGAAGCUCAUCAAGAAGCUCUCAGCCACUCCGAUCCUCGGCGCGCAGAAUGGCUUCGGCCUCGCGACUGCGCCUGCAGACUCGCAGGCUGCCUUGCAGGCCAACAAGGCCACCUUUUUCUUCCAGCUGGAACGUGAACUCGACAAGGUGAAUGCUUUCUACCUCCAGAAGGAGGCCGAGCUCAAAAUCCGUCUCAAGACUCUGCUAGAUAAGAAAAAGGUCAUUCAAUCCCGCGAAGGCAUAUCUAGACGCUCUGCCAAGUUCACCACACUGGAGGAAGGCUUCCAGCAGUUCGCCACCGACCUCAACAAGCUCCAGCAGUUCAUCGAGAUCAACGGCACUGCAUUCUCCAAGAUUCUCAAGAAAUGGGAUAAGACGUCCAAAUCGAAGACCAAGGAGCUGUACCUGUCACGCGCCGUCGAGGUCCAGCCCUUCUUCAACGCCCCCGUCAUAAGCGAGCUCUCGGACCAGGCCACGACAAGUCUGCAGGAGCUCGGCGCCUGGUCUGAUGGUAUCCAAGUCGACUUCCGGUCCUCGGCCCACGUCGUCACGAGCCAGCAUUUCAUGGGCACCGAUGAGGCCGAUGCCGACACGCUUCUCCUCGAUACCGUCGUCACCGGCAACAUCUCGUCGUUACGCGAGCUGCUGGAAAAGAUGUGCUUGUCAAGGGACUCGGACGGAGGCGACGCCUCACUCAUGGAGCGCGUCACCCGCACAUUUCUGACUGCCGUAUACGAUGCCCCCGCCGAGUCGUUGCGAGUCCUCCUCGAUACCAAUCUGGUCGAUCUCCACUCCUACGACGACAUCAACGAGCGCAACUGUCUUCACCAGGCUGCCAUCUACGGCAAGCAGCACGUAUUGGAAUGGGGCCUGGCCGCCGGCGUCGCCGUCGACCAGACUGAUGUCUACGGCCGAGUUCCGCUACACUACAGCAGUCUCCACGGGCGCAUAGCCAUGCUCGAGGCCCUCCUGGAUGCCAACCCCAAGACCAUUGACCUCAUCGACCACGACAACUUUACACCUCUGAUACACGCCAUCAUCCACGAACACCUAGACUGCGUCGGCCGUCUGCUGGAGAAGUCGGCCCGCAUCGACCCCGUUUCGGAUUCGGACCACGUGCCUCUCAACCUGGCUUGUGAGCACGGCUCGCUACCUAUAGUCGAGCUCCUGCUCAAGCACGGUGCCAAGAUCCUCCCAGACGCCGAGGGUCUGUACCCGCAACACCUCGUGGCUCGGUCGGGCCAGACGUCGGAUCUCCUGAUCCUCCUUCAGCAGUACGGGGCCGAUCUCGACCAGGUCGACAAGCUCUACGGAUGGACGCCGCUGGUGCAUGCUGCCAGCGAGGGCAACGUCGAGUGCCUCAAGGCUCUGCUCGAGGCGGGGGUGGACCCAAACAUCGUCGACGAGAAGGACCUCCCGGCCAUGUACUAUGCAGCGUGGGAAGGCCAUCUGGAGUGCAUGAAGCUCCUCACGCCCUUUAACCGGCAGAAGCUCACACAGCCGCUCGCGGGAGAAGGUGCAGACACGCUCAAAGCCAGCAGCGGCCCGGGCGCCAUGUCGAUCGACCCCGAUGCCAUCCCGGUGCUGGAGCUGCCUCCGCCGAUCAUACCGCUCCGGAGGUAUGGGCACAACUUCCUCGACACCAAGACGGUGGUGCAGAUCAGUUUCGACGACUCGGAGGAGCAACCGCUGGUCUUCUUCCAGGAUGGCAAGUACCCGGCGGCACGCCUGACCAUCUCGUCCAAGGUGGACAGCCUCGACGCCUUCUCGCUCGACUUUGACGUGUUCCCAGCAUACGGCGCCAAGGUGAUUGCCAAGACGGUGGUGCUGCCCAACAACUUCAAGUCCGUGCAGGGCAACUCCAAGUGCUGCCUGCCGCUGUUCGACCCGCGGCUGCGCGCCAUCGGCCAGAUCAGCUUCAACACGCAGGUGAUCAAGCCCUUCCAGGGCCAGCCGCUGGAGAUUACCGACUUUGAGACGUACUGGAAGGCGACGAGCCAGUUCAGCCAGCCCACCAACGCUGUCGUCACAGGCUCCAGCCUGUCGGGCGACUACGUCCGCCUGUUCGUACAGUACACGAGCGACGGCGUGCCCGUCGUGUGGCCCAGGUGGACCAUCUCAUGCGGUGGCAUAGACGUGCCCGUGUGCCGGCUGUCGUCGGAGCAGUUCGCCGCCACGGCAGCGGCCAAUGGCCCUGCCAGGGGAGAGACGGCGGGCCUGCCGUCCAAGGCGGUGCAUGACGCGGCCGACAUCUACCGAAUCCUGGCGGGUGCGGGCGUCACCCUGACCGAGGCCCUCUCGUCCCUGCCGCUGGGAAUACACGUAAACCUGCAGGUCCUGUACCCGACGGUCGAGGAGCAGCACAGCCUCGCCCUGGGCCCCGCGCUGGACGUCAACGUCUUUGUCGACUCCAUCCUCACCUGCGUAUUCGACCACGCCCGCGCCCAGAGGGCCCAGUCGCCCGACUCGGUCCGGUCCAUCGUCUUUGGGAGCUACAACCCCCAACUCUGUACGGCACUCAACUGGAAGCAGCCCAAUUUCCCCGUGUUCCUGUGCAAUGAUCUGGGUAGGGAGCCUAGCACCGACGAGGACGGUACCGGCGCGGCGACCCACCCAGUAGAGAUCAGCGGCAGGCGCAGCGUGUCCAUCAAGGAGGUUGCGAGGAUUGCUCAGAGCAAUAAUCUCAUGGGGCUCAUGUGCUUCUCACCACUUCUGGACAUGGUCCCCGCUCUCGUAGAUUCCAUCAAGGCUCACGGCCUCGCCCUCGUAACAGAUAGGUCGGAAGAUGACUCGACCGAGACAGGAGGAGCGGACGCGUCCCAGAGGCCGGCGGCAAAGGGGGUAGACGGCGUUUUGAGAAGUCAUGGGAUUCUGCGUUUUAACGACUCGAUAGACAUGUAG
Molecule: messenger RNA, 3075 nt
Organism: Geosmithia morbida
Lineage: Eukaryota; Fungi; Ascomycota; Sordariomycetes; Hypocreales; Bionectriaceae
Exons: 8
Coding region: 1-3075 (1024 amino acids)
Biological process (GO): lipid metabolic process
Molecular function (GO): phosphoric diester hydrolase activity; protein binding
Source: RefSeq, a predicted model, not a curated record